UAGUCUUAGUUAAUCUUUACAGGACAUGAAUUGGCAAAUUUUGAAAUUGCUAUAAAUGUCACCUUUCGCCCUAUGUUGUCACUGACCAGGGAGGCACUAAAGAUCAGAACAUGAGAGCCAUCGUUCACAGUGGUGUGAUUGCGGCCCUGCUGCUGUCUGUCGCCUGGGCUGCUCCACAGGGUGAUGGACACGAGGGCCACGACCACGGGCCCCACACAGCCGACCACCACCACCACUACCAUCACGGACCGGACGAGCCUCAUCCACCGCACGAGGGCGAACACCCUAACACCCUAAGCAGAUCCAACGCUGAGUUCGCCUUUGCUCUCUACAAGAAACUGAGUGCCAUGCCCGAGUACCAGUCCAAGAACAUCUUCUUCUCGCCAUUCAGCAUUUCCACAGCUCUGUCCAUGCUGGCCCUUGGAGCUAAGGGUGAAACAUUCUCCCAGCUCUAUGACGCGCUUGGCUACGCUGGUAUGACCCCUGAGUCAGUCAACGGAGUCUAUGAGCAUAUCUUGCAUAUGCUGGACCACAACGAAGAUUUCAUGCAGCUUGAUGUCAGCAAUGGUCUUGCAGUGAUGGAUGGGGCCAAGCUUGUCGAUAAGUUUCUGACAGAUGCCAAGCACUAUUACGAUAGUGAGGCCUUCUCAGUCGAUUUCUCCAAACCAGAUGUCGCCAAGGAAGAGAUCAACAAGUACAUUGCGAAACACACCAACAACACCAUCACUGACAUGGUGAAGGAGGUCGAUCCUGCCACCCUUGUCAUGCUCAUUAACUGUGUUUACUUUAAAGGGGAAUGGAUGGAAUAUUUUGACAAGACUGAAAAGGGUGACUUCCAAGUGGACGAGAACACAAAAGUGAGCGUGGACAUGAUGCAAAAUAAGGGUUUCUACGGGUUGUAUGAGGACAAGGAGAACUUCACCACAGUGCUAAGGCUUCCCUACAAGGGCAGUGCGUCCAUGGUCAUCGUGCUGCCUGAUGAGGGCAAGAUGAAAGAGGUCGAGGACACAAUCUCCAGAAAUCUUUUCAAACACUGGCUAGACACAAUGGAGUCAAGAUCUGUGGAAGUUGAGAUGCCAAAAUACAAAAUCUCUGGCACGUAUUCCCUAAAGGAAACAUUGCAGGCGAUGGGUGUUGUCAGUGCUUUCUCUGAUAAUGCAGACUUGUCUGGGAUAACAGAUGAGAAAGUGGGAGUAUCCAAGGUGGAGCAUAAGGCUGUCCUCAAUGUGGAUGAGAGAGGUACAGAGGCUGCUGCCGCCACCACAGUGGAGAUUAUGCUGACCUCAGUACUGCUACCUACAGAGCCAAAGGUGGUUAAAAUCGACAGGCCUUUCUUCGUCUUCAUUGCAGAUUAUACGACCAAAACUAUUCUGUUCAUGGGCAAGAUUGUAAACCCUGAGCUGUAACUAAACUUUACCUGAGAAUAUAUAUAUAUAUCGUAUGUGUAUGAUGUUCUUUGCUGCAUGAAAUAAAGAAAUAAAAUGUAUAUUUUUUCAAAAUAUAUUGGGCAAUAAACAUUACAUGGUGCACAUGGAAAUACAAA
This is a messenger RNA of Engraulis encrasicolus (European anchovy), 1543 nucleotides long. Its product is annotated as alpha-1-antitrypsin homolog. The transcript is spliced from 5 exons. Bases 111 to 1406 code for a protein of 431 amino acids. Gene Ontology annotation, molecular function: serine-type endopeptidase inhibitor activity. Gene Ontology annotation, biological process: negative regulation of endopeptidase activity. The record is from RefSeq and is a predicted model, not a curated record. NCBI's taxonomy places the organism in Eukaryota, Metazoa, Chordata, Actinopteri, Clupeiformes, Engraulidae.